Messenger RNA from Anguilla anguilla (European eel), 800 nucleotides. RefSeq names its product phospholipase A2-like. Bases 104 to 556 code for a protein of 150 amino acids. The record is from RefSeq and is a predicted model, not a curated record. Gene Ontology annotation, molecular function: calcium ion binding; phospholipid binding. Gene Ontology annotation, biological process: lipid catabolic process; phospholipid metabolic process; arachidonate secretion. The transcript is spliced from 4 exons. NCBI's taxonomy places the organism in Eukaryota, Metazoa, Chordata, Actinopteri, Anguilliformes, Anguillidae.
GUCCUCCGUGCCUGUCCUGCAGGUUCCCUCUCAAGGUCACAGAGGAGGUAUAAAUGGCGUGCGGUCCGUGCACCAGCAGUGCCUGCGCUCCCCUCUCAGCACCAUGGCCGCCCUCCGCUCCGUCCUCCUCCUGACCGCGGGCCUCUCUGCCGUGCUGUCGAGUCCUGCCCCUCGUGCCCUGUGGCAGUUCAGAGAGAUGCUGGUCUGCACCAUGCCGGACAGCUGGCCUAUUCUGGACUACACCGACUACGGCUGCUACUGCGGGAAGGGCGGCUCAGGCAGCCCUGUGGACGACCUGGACAGGUGCUGCUAUGUCCAUGAUAUGUGCUACAAUAAGGCCAUGCAGAUGGAUGAGUGCUGGCCCAUCUUUGAUAACCCAUACACUGAGCUGUACUCAUACAAGUGCGACAAGUCCACCAAGACUGUAACCUGCAAUGACAGGAACGACGGCUGUGAGAAGUUCAUCUGCGAGUGCGACAGGCAGGCGGCCAUCUGCUUCGCCGGAGCCGGCUACAACGAAGAGAACGAGCACCUUCCCAGCCGUUACUGCAAGUAACCGCCACUAAAGGGAGCUGCCAGGCCUGGCCUGCCCCGCCCUGCCCUUCCCCACCCCACUCAGCUAAGCCCUGCCCCGCCCUGCCCCACUCAGCCCUGCCCCACCUUGUCAUAGUACUCAUAUCUGCGUCCAAACCUGGAUUUAACACUUCAGGUUUCCUCCACCUCCACCUGACCAGGCCAGACACCUGCACUCUCUGGACUAAGUGAUGUAGUUAUUAAACUUACAUGAAUCAUAUGUAAAA